Messenger RNA from Acytostelium subglobosum LB1, 2691 nucleotides. RefSeq lists its product as hypothetical. The coding region runs from base 1 to 2691 and encodes 896 amino acids. The record is from RefSeq and is a predicted model, not a curated record. Lineage: Eukaryota; Evosea; Eumycetozoa; Acytosteliales; Acytosteliaceae. The transcript has 2 exons.
AUGUUAUCUUGCUUUGUAAGGUCACGAGCACCUUACUUCUCGAGAUUGCAACUCAAUGGCUUUGUUGCCAACAAUGGAUAUCCUACAACUUUGAUCAGUCCAUCGUCAACAUUGAACAGACAUUGGACAAGCAGCACCAGUAUUAGUAGUAAUGGAACACAGGCGUCGAACUCAACAUCAUCAUCAACAUCAUCAACAACAUCAUCAACAGACUAUGCGCCACCAUCUCCAAUACCAGCAUUCCCAGCAUCACGUUAUAAACCAGAGAUGGAGAGGAGACCAUUCCUUUCGAAGGAUGAUCAUGGACCAUCAUCCAAAGGCUAUCAUUAUCCACAGCAAUAUCAACAUCAACAACAACCUCAUAUACAUCAGAAACAACAGCCACCCGAUCAUCUUAAACAACAGUUAGAACAAUACAGACCGAGGAACAACCCAAAGUACACAUCAUACUUGAGCACUCAUUGGGCCGACAAGAACCCAUUGUUUGAGAAACAAGAGGUACUCCACGUGCCUCCCCUAGACAAGGACACAUUUCAAAGAUACAUGGACAUGCACAAGAGCGAAACACUGGUACAAUACUUGAGGGAUCAUAAUGGAAGAGCGGCAAAGUUGACGAGCGAAGUGUUGUCGAUUAUGGAGGAGGCGGAUUAUUGGAUUGCUUGCGCGUUGGUCAGUUACAUCAUAUCACCAAAGGUGUCGGGUAGCCCGGAUACUCGCCCACCACAUGACAUUGUCCAGCUGGUGCUGACGGUCAGUCGCUAUGUACUCAAUGUCAAGAAGCAGGCCAACAGCCCGCGCCAAGAACUGAUAAUGAACCUGGUAGCCACAUUCGCUGCCAGACACCACUUUGAGGCCAUCAACGCGUUGCUCAUGGACAGUGUCAAGAAGGACCGCGCCAACCCCGCGGGCGACGAGCACAUCACAUCGAUGUUCCGUCUGACCAAGCUACUGCAUCGUCUGCAGUCCGAGUACAUCGACGAUCGACGCAGCAGCAACCUGUUGGCCACCUACUUUGACGCCGACCACAAGGACUGGUCGGCCCUCAUGAUGCUGUCUGGCCUGAGCGUGCAGACUCGCGGCCUGGUCAGCCGUCUGGAACGAUCGAGCGACAUUAACAAAGAGUUCGCCAAAAUUAUCAACAACGAGAUGGAUGUCGACCACACGAUCCUGCCCGCCUUCAUCGUGCACAACGAGCUUGUCGGUUCGAUCGAGAUGGUGGAGUGUGUCGAGCGCCUGCUGCCGGGCUGCCAGUCACAGGCCAUCGUCUCCAAGAUCACAAACACCGUCAUCCUGCUACACCUUCUCACCGAGCGCUACGAGAUGGCACUUCAUUGGUACAGUCGCCGCAUCAUCAUGGGUCUCGUGCCCAACCAGAGCACGAUCUAUCCCUUCAUUGUCUAUCACGAGUUCAAGGGCGAUGGCCAUCAGGCCAUGAUGCGCUUCUGGGAGCAGCUGCUGCUCGACUUGCCCAUCGACAAGACACGUCGCGGCCACCACCGCAUGCUCUACAAGCGCAAGUUUAUCAAGACCAUUGGCCAGGUGUCUACCAAUCCCGGCACACCGCCCAAGACCGACGACUACCAUGAGCGCUCACUGGAACAUCUACUGGAACGCAAGCAGUUCCGUUCGAUCGAGCACAAGCUACACAAUCACUACUUUUCCAAAGGUCUGCUGCCGCAUGGCACCUUCCUGAUACGAAUGAUGAUCGACUUUGGUGGCCUGCGCAAGUGGCACAGUCUGGUACUGCACUCGCCCGACUACUUCCGCGCCAUCGCCUUCCGCUCCAGCAGCUACGUGCCCUACCUGCGCGACGACCUGGCGCAGGGCUGGAGGAACAUUCAGAACGAGAUGUCGGCGCUGACCCUGCCCAACAUCGAGAUUAUCAACUCUACGUUGUGCGGCCUUCUCAACAGCGGCCACACCGAGCUGGCCGUCAACAUCAUACUCAAGAUGUUCGAGAAGAACGUUACAGUGUACAGCUGGAUCUAUCCCAAGGUGGCCAGCAACUUUGUCGAGCUCGGCUAUUUGGACGAGCGUUACUUCACCAGCAUGCCGUCAUCCAACAAGGAGUGCCGCGCGCUGUUCCAGCUCAACAUGUUGGCGACGCGUAGCACCGAGCGCGCCUAUGCCUACCUGCGCAUGACCACCAGCGCCAUGAAGACGCGACCCUUCCUCAUCGUCGUCGCCAACCUGUUCGAUACGAUGCACGGACUAAAGGACACGACAAACGUCAUCAAACUGAUGGACUUCUUUGGCACGCCCAAGACCAUCAACAUGAGCAACCUAUACAGCGCGCUCUUCUACGUGAUUGAGAAGAAGGGCGGUCUGGGCCAGCUCACAAUGAACAUACUCAAAUUUGACAAGGGCUUCUUCAAGGACAGCCUCAACCUCACGAAUCAUCACACCGUGGCCGACAUCCUCUCGUCACUUGCUGCAGAGAGCCGACUGGAGGGUGCAAGGGAGCACCAAGUCGAGAUCUUCAAGAAGUUCACAGAUGGCGAGCCACACAAUCCCAGCGUACAUCUCGAGCGUAUUCGCAGGAUCAUGACCAGCACCAACAACAUACUGCGCGACCCAGAUAUCGAUACAAGGCUCGCAGCGCUGCCCGAGUAUGUCGAUAGGCCAGUGCCCCAAGAGAUCCUGGACGACAUAUCUGAGAAGAUAUUAGGCUUCCUGAAUACUUUGGAAUAA